GGUUUUUGAAUCCUCGUUGCGCACACGCACGACCAACAUGGCAUUCUUGAAGGCAACACUGGGGAACGAUCUGUCAAAGCGCAUCGAAGAAGCUAAAAUCCUCGUCGUUGGUGCCGGCGGGAUCGGAUGCGAGCUGCUCAAGAACCUGGUGCUAAGUGGCUUUGGAGACAUUACCGUCGUGGAUUUGGAUACAAUUGAUGUGUCCAACUUAAACCGUCAAUUCCUGUUUCGAUCCCACCAUGUGGGCCAAAGCAAGGCGGAAGUGGCCAAGGAAGUGGCCCUGCAAUUCAACCCACGAGUCAAGAUCACGGCUUACCACGAAAAUAUCAAGUCGAGUCGGUAUUCGAUCGAGUACUUCAAGCAGUUCUCUCUUGUCAUGAAUGCAUUGGACAACGUUGACGCGCGAAAGCACGUGAACCGCAUCUGCUUGGCGGCACAUAUCCCGCUAAUUGAAAGCGGCACGACGGGAUAUCUUGGUCAAGUGUCUGUGAUCAUGAAGGGCGACACCGAAUGCUACGAGUGCACGGAGAAGGCGACGUCCAAGGUAUAUCCUAUCUGCACAAUUCGCAGCACGCCGGACAAAAUGGUCCAUUGCAUUGUGUGGGCCAAGGAGUGUUUCAAGUUGCUCUUUGGAAAGAUGGAGGACUCGAUGCUGUGGGAGGACCCCCUCAACGAUGACAAGUCGGCGUAUAUCGACCUGGUACUAGCGAAAGAUGUAUCCGCACAAGAGUACGCGACGAAUGUCUUCCAAGGGUUGUUUGAGUUCGAAAUCCAGAAGAAACUUGACAUUAAAACGUACAAGACUGCCAAGUACCAACCGACCCCCGUCUUCUUUAACAAACUCGAUCUCCCCGAUCUUUCCAAGGACGAGAAAACCCGGGGGUGGAACGAUCGCGUGCUGUGGACCUUGGAAGAAUGUGCCGCUCACUUUAUCCAGAGUACCGCGUGCCUUCUCGCGAACCCGGAUGUGGGUUUGCUCGAGUUUGACAAAGACAACGCCGAUGCGCUCGAGUUUGUGACAGCAGCGGCCAACUUGCGCGCACACGUGUUUGGGAUUUCAUUGGAAUCCAUGUAUGCGUGCAAAGGGAUCGCAGGCAACAUCAUUCCCGCCAUCGCGACAACCAACGCCAUCGUGGCCGGACUGCAGGUUCUAGAAGCGUUUAAAAUCCUUCGCAACAAUGGUCAGCAACCCAUCCAUGCCGCGUGCCGGUACACGUACUGCAAUCGGUCAUGGGACAGCCGAGGCGUACUACUGACUCCCGUGGCACUGUCCCAUCCGAAUCCCAAGUGCUUUGUCUGCUCUCGUCAAUUGGUCGACCUCGGCCUCAACGUCCACAAAACAACCUUGCAGCAAUUUGUGGACAACGUUCUCAAGAAAAAGAUGGGCGUGAACGAGCCCACAAUCUCGAUCGGGUCCAACACCAUUUACGAAGAAGGCGUAGACGCCGAGGAGUCGCUGACUGCGAAUCUGGCGAAGAAACUGACCGAGUUGCCUGGUGGUGGUAUUGUCCAAGGCACGGUGGUGAUCGUUGAGGACUUUUCUCAGGACUUUACCUGUUCAAUCUCGAUCCACCACGUUGCCACGAAAGACGAAGUUGUCUAUUUGCUCGGCAGCGAAUGGCACAAGCACAACGAAGAAAGCGCGACCCACGACGACAAUGAAGUGACUGAAGUCUCAACGGACAAACGAAAGAAGUCGAUGGACGAAGUGUCUGCCUCGCCAGCGUCCAAGCGUCCUAGAGCGUAGUGUCUGCAUUACACUUAACGUAUACAUCCGUCUUUGUAAAUCACCUUUCCAAC
Molecule: messenger RNA, 1800 nt
Organism: Aphanomyces invadans
Lineage: Eukaryota; Oomycota; Saprolegniomycetes; Saprolegniales; Verrucalvaceae
Exons: 4
Coding region: 38-1747 (569 amino acids)
Biological process (GO): protein sumoylation
Cellular component (GO): cytoplasm; SUMO activating enzyme complex
Molecular function (GO): SUMO activating enzyme activity
Source: RefSeq, a predicted model, not a curated record